ACGGUGCUAACAUCCUGGUCAGAAGCACUACACAUGGCCACCGAGGGUAUGCUCUCCCUAAAAUCAGCAUCGGUCAUAUACCCACGCCACUGGACAAGUAGGUCUUGCGUUCCCCAUCCGUCACCUAAUCCGCCUCCAAUACCCACGCAUCCCCCCCACAUAAAGCUGGGCGCCCCCCACCCAGUCUUCGGAGACUCCCCUUGGACCCAGCAGAGCCGAGGCUGCGGCCAACCUGGGGACUACAUCUACCUGGGUGUGGGAUUCCUCGAAGCCGCCAACAGCUCCGCGAGUCACGUCUCGAGGGCGGCCAGUAUCUUAGUCGGGGAAUGGGGCAAGUACCGCUGGGGGCUAUUUUCGGAGGCCGGCCACGCGGGAGACCGCCUCUACACGCCCUUGUACCGUCACGGACAGCGGUGGGAGGCGUCCGUCUGCACGGACGUCCGGGUGCCCUCGCCCAUCUGCCAUCCGGAUCACGCCCACCACUGUGCCUGGCCCCCGGAGGCGCACAGGAAUGCGACGUCUUCGCUGCUGUCCUUGCCUCACCUUCCUCAGGUCACAAAAUUCUGUGAUUCAAAGAGCCACAACCAAGAAGCCCCGACGAAGCAGAAUGCUUUAUGUGACGGUCUCUCUGCCUGGGAGGUUAUGAAAAGGCACAGCGACUUUGGCGAAUCUCGAUCUCGCAGGCCUUCAGCAGGGUACCUUUCCCCGCAAAUUCACUUUAUACGUAAGCCAACGCAGAGGUUCAUACUGCUAGUCGAGGACACUACCGUUAUGAAUGUUCAGCGCCGUUGGGAGUUCGUCAGGAAGGCGAUACGUCGCGUCGUCGUCUACGACCUCCCGAAUGGUGCCGAGGUGGGCGUCGUGGUCUUCAAUGCCAUAGCCAAACAGGCGGCCCAGCUCUUCAUGCUGGAGACGACUUCGUCGGACCUUCGUGAGCGAGUGGGGUCCUCCUUGCCUCGAAAUCCUUCGACGGCCCGCUCCAGCCAAGCCUGCAUCGCCUGCGGCAUCCGGAAGGCCAUCAGCAUCCUGCAGGAGGCGAAGGCCUCCACACAGGAAGCCAACAUAGUCCUCGUGACCAGCGGAAGCCACGCCCGCGAGGCGGAGGCGGAGGAGGUGAGGCAGAUCGUCCUCGAAUACGGCCUCCGCCUCCUGCUGGUGCUGUAUCCCCUGACGGAGAAGCCGGGACUCCCCGCCCCAGAUCAUUCCCUGGUCCCCAUCUCCAAGGAAUCCGGAGGGAGAGUUUUCACAGUCAUGGACGAGGGCGUGGGAAUCGAUUCGAAGGUGAGCAUGCUGGUCUCCCUCAUGGAGGCCCUGACUGCAGCAGUGGCCGCCGGGGGCGCCGUCACGCCCGUUUUAGUCCACAGCGCCACCUACAAGGGCGGGAUCGCUUCCCUCAGCACGGGCGCCUUCUCCCUGGACGACUCCGUGAUGGCGCAUGCGCGCUUCGCCAUCUACUACUACGACCUGAACCACGUCGGGAACACCAUUCAUCUGACGUCGCCGUCAGGAGCGACCUUCGCCUCCGUCAACAUGCAGGAGGAAGACGGAGACGUGAAUAUGAUCUUCGUGAACUUGCACAACGCGGAGCGAGGCGUGUGGAGAUACAAGGUGGAGAACCGCGCCGACUCACACCAGGCCCUCCACAUCCAGGUGACGUCACACCCCAAUUUAUCUAGUGACGUCGUGGUGCGUGUUUGGACGAACCAAGACACCAUCAUUAACAUCGACGAGGAACAGCAGAACCCCAUUAUCCUCUACGGGGAAGUAAAGAUCGGCGGCGCGGCAGUCAUGAAUGCCGGAGUGAUGGCCACGUUACAAAGAUUAGGAACCAACGAGACAGGUGGUACCUACUCACCUGUGCGGGUACCUCUUCUUGAUUUGGGGACUGGAGAACCGGAUAUCACCAGAGGCGACGGAGUCUAUUCCCGCUACGCCCCUCCACUGGAAGGCCCCGCCCGCUAUUCCCUCUUGCUGUCCGUCGACGCCGAGAAGGGCGUACUGGCUUUGGCCCAGGCACACUCCAGAGACCACGACCUGAGGCAUCACAGGCACACCUUGGCUAAGGAGCUGGUCUACGGGGAAUACGCCGACGGUCACGGCUGGAUCACCCCCUCCUGCUGCGGGAGCGUGGUGCCCUUCGCCCACACCCGUCAGUCACCGCCCUUCACCCGCCAGAUUACGGGACCGACGCUUGAUAUUCGGGAGGGACACCUCCUCCACCGCGACAGAGUGCCUCCGGCGAGAAUCGUGGACCUGUUAGCUUGGGUCAACACCAGCAGCGGCGGGGUGGUCCUCGAGUGGACCGCCGUGGGCGAGGACAGGGACUGGGGGCGUGCCCACGCCUACGAGGGCUUCGUAGCCACGACGAAGUCGCAGGCGGCGAAGAAAUGCACCGGGGAACAUAUCCGUGAGCUGCCUGCUCCCGCCACGGCUGGGACGCGCGAGAUGGCCAAAGUCAAGAUUACUCUGCGUGAAACUGUUCUUUGGGUAUGCAUCGUGGCUGUCGAUUCCCAGGGCAACAAAGGACCUCCUAGCAAUCCGGCCGCCCUUCUUCCGCCCAGCACUCCUAACACGGAUCGUAUAACCAUAAGGGCGAGGGGACAGGGUGGAGCAGUUUUGUCAUCAGGUCUGGGCGGCUUCGAAUCGGGGAUCGGAGGCGGGGAACAAGCGGCCGUCAUCAGCGGCUGCGUGGGCGGCCUUUUCCUCGUCGUUAUCAUCAUCGGCACCUACUGCUACUGCAUCUCGUCGCCCUUCAAGAGGCGCCUCAACAGACGCCGCUCCCCGCCCCACGACGUCGAGAAAACGCCCCCGACGAGCCUCGUCAACGGCGGCAGCGUCACCGUCAAGACGACACCGAAGGCGGGCGGAGCCCCGAACCACGACCCCGAAUUACCGGUGCCUCCGCCCUCCACCCACCACCACCAGGAGGUUCAUGACACGCCCCAGCAGCAGCAGCAGCAGCAGCAGGUUCCUCCGAUGGACAACGGCCUCAACAUCUGUCAGGAGCAGGAGGCCCACCAGGCCUCUCUGCCCGAAUCCUUCGGCGUGGAUCCGAUCAACGUCCUCCCCCCGAGCAUGCGACGGGAAGAGAAGGAGCCGCCCGAGGGCCUGAGGGCGCUCUCCAUGUCCAUCCCCGACGUGACGCGGGUGGAGGGCAACCUGAAGGAGAUCGACCGCAUGACGAACGUGUCCGCCCCCCAGUUCUUCACCCUGGGGCGCCAUCACUCGAGGACGUCUUCAAACCCCCACCACCAGAGGGGUGGUCCACUUCGCGCGACCGAUCCCAAAAUGUAUAGUGCCAACGACCUCAGCUACCUGGAGAGGCCCUUCAGGUACGACCCGGGGAGCGUGACCCAGUACUACAACAUCAUCAGGUCCCGUCACGUCGCCCCGGACACGUAUAGCGACGGGUCGGACGACGCCGGCAUCGUUGACCAGCUGCUCUGCGACGACAGAGCCUCCACCCCCCCUCCGGCACCAGCGGACCACUCCCACGCCUACAGGAACUUUCACCGACAUUCCCUCGGGUUCAUGUAGGCUGUGCGAAACCUAAAACCUACUACAGGAAAGGAGUUUAAGACAUUACAAAUCUCUAUUUUUAUUCUGGGAAUUUUUAUCAUCACGGAAGAGUAAGGAAGGGAAUGAAGGAAUUCGUGCUCAUUAAAAGAAAAUAAAGGAAAAUGUGGAAUGACUCUUUUAGAGUUAUCGUUGCAUAAUUAGUCGACCGAAUAUAAAUACGAGAAACAAAUGAGUGAUUAAUAAACAGUGAUGAAAGACAAUCAACCAAAGGCGUAUAAUAAUUAGUAUGGAGUGGUACUCAAUCGAGGUUCUUUAAUCUAAGUAAAUGUAACAUACUUAUUCAUUACCGGAGUGAAAAUUUUACGUAGUUUUAAUUUUACGAAGUCAUCUAUUUUCGUCAAAUUAUGUUCCGACGAAAUUUUUACGAUACCUCAUACCAUUUAUUGAAUGAAGCAGCCAGAUAUUGGCCGGCAUAUUCAUGCAUAUUAAAACAACCUUUUUCAUAACACUGUAUGUACUGAAUGGAAUUCAUGACUUUCUUUUUUAUUAAGUUAAAAUUGCCGAAGUAUUACCUGACAUAAGUGAAUCUGGACAAAGCAUAUAUGUGU
Macrobrachium nipponense is the source of this 4127-nucleotide messenger RNA. RefSeq names its product calcium-activated chloride channel regulator 4-like. NCBI's taxonomy places the organism in Eukaryota, Metazoa, Arthropoda, Malacostraca, Decapoda, Palaemonidae. The record is from RefSeq and is a predicted model, not a curated record.